This is a messenger RNA of Octopus sinensis (East Asian common octopus), 2646 nucleotides long. RefSeq lists its product as uncharacterized. The annotation marks the transcript as partial. The record is from RefSeq and is a predicted model, not a curated record. The transcript has 2 exons. Lineage: Eukaryota; Metazoa; Mollusca; Cephalopoda; Octopoda; Octopodidae.
AUGGGUUGCAUCAAUCGUGCCAUAGCUUACGCGAUCGUGCGUGAGCCUCCGGAGACAAUGGACGAGAUUUCUCUCUAUUUGUACUCGGCACAGACAACCUAUGAUGAAAUCACUCAGAGGCCUGCCCCAAAGAGUAGAUGGAGAGAAAACAUUGCCGCAAAAGUAGCCGCAAGGAAAGCCGAGCUGGAAGCGCUGACUGGGCACAUUUUGAAUGUGAGCAAUGGGGUCAAGGGCAAGACUCCCCCCUUGGUGCGUACUUUACUUCGUCGGGAACGAGCUGCCAAAUGGGACCUCAACGAGUUGAGGCGUGUCCGGGCAGAGAGGGAGGAGCUGAUUCUCGUUUAUCAGAAGAAGCUCUCAACUCAUGAGUCUCGGUGUCAGCGCAGGCGGGAGAACAACCUGUUUGAAUUUAAUCGCAGGUCGUUCUAUCGUCGGUUGCACGGAGAGACGAAGGAGGGUACCCAGCAAAUGGCCGAAAUGUUUGACACAUGGGGGAGUAUGUGGAAAGCACGUCCUCGCAAGGGUGUGUCGUUUCCGUUUUGUGGACCCGAUGCUCCCUUGAUGACCGAGUCUUGUGGUGUCUCUGACAUCCGCAAGAAGUUCGAUGAAGCAGUAACCCGUCUCUCUGACUGGAAGACACCUGGGGUCGAUAAAGUGUAUAAUUUCUUUAUUAAAAAUUGCAAACCUAUCCAUGAUUGCAUGUGUCGAGCAAUCGAACAGUUUACACUAGACCCUGGCUCGAUUCCAGAGUGGUUAUGUACUGGGGUCACUUAUUUGAUCCCUAAAGUAGAUAACCCUUCCGCUCCGACAGAUUAUCGUCCGAUAACCUGUAUGCCCAACCUGUACAAGUUGAUGACUAAGGGGGUGGCUACUGAGGUCAGAAAUUUCGUGGAGGUGAAUGGGAUUCUGUCCGAGAACCAGUUAGGUACUCGGCGGGAUUGCCAGGGAGCUAAGGAGCAGGCACUGAUCAACAAAUGCCUCGCGAGAGCCCACGGAAACUCACUAGUGUCAAUGUGGGUGGAUGUGAAGAAGGCAUAUGACUCGGUUGAUCAUGCCUACCUCGUUGAGUGUCUGCGAAGGCUUAAGUUGCCAAUGUGGUUUAUCAAAUUUGUUGCAACUGUGAUGGACAGGUGGAACGUCCAUCUAAAUUACAACAAAUGCGAUAUAGGCGAGGUGAAACUAGAGAGGGGCAUAUUACAGGGCGACAGCAUGUCUCCGCUGCUGUUCGUCCUCUGCCUAGAACCGCUGAGUAGAGUCCUCACUGCCCAAUUCGAACAAAUGUCGAUCGAACAUGAAGGAGGGUGUUUUAGCACCAACCAUCUCAUGUUCAUAGACGACAUUAAGCUGUUCGCUCGGUCUUCAGAGAUCCUCCACUCAAUGGGUAAAGUCCUGAAAGGUUUCAUGAAGGCCGUGGGGUUGGAGCUCAACUACGACAAGUCGGCGACUAACACCCCUGUGUGCGGUGACCUAGUCAAAGUCUUGGAGGAACACCAAGGAUAUAAGUAUCUUGGUGUGGUUGAGAGUCCAGCCUCAUUAAUCACACCCGAAACGAGAAAGUGUGUAGUGGAGGGUGUGCGUAGUAGGGCGGCAAUGUUAUGUAAGACUUGGCUCAAUGCACGGAACUUAUUUCAUGCCUUGAACGAGUAUGCCAUCUCAUUGCUAAACUACUACGUUGGCCUGAUCGAAUUCGAGCCGAGUGAGUACGAUGAAAUGGACCUUAUUGUCCGAAGAGUACUCCGAGAGAAUCAUGUCCACGUGUUGGCAAGCAAUAAGGAGAGAUUGUACUUGUCUCGCGGGCAGCUAGGACGUGGACUGAGUAACAUCGUACACUUAAGUGAGCGAAUUCUUACUAAGAUGCACGACACCUUGUGGAGUGGGUCGAGUGUAUCCCAAAGGAAGGCUGCCAUCCUUGCUGCUGAAAAAGCGCGUGGUACACACCUAGGAACCAUAAAAGGCUAUGUGUCGGCUAAGUAUGGUCUAGGUGCUACCCAAGUUAAUGUGAAGGAGUUGAUCAAACUUCAAAAGGAGUCUUUAAUUAAAAAGAUCAACUUAAAAGUCCUUCACAAGACUCUCUUUAGCAGCCUGGACAACCCGCACAUUGACGUAUCGUCGUCAUCUACGUGGCUGAAAUAUGGGAAUAACUCUCCCCGAUCAGAAGGGUUGUUCUCAUAUUUGCAGGAUAGAAACUUUUUUAAUGGUCAACGGAAACAGUGUAACCACUGUAAGAGUAAGGCAAUGACCGUUGACCAUUUAGCCACGAAGUGCGGGAGUAUGCUUUACCAUGAUUACACAUGGAGGCAUAACGAGGUGGUGAGGUCCCUCCAUCUUUUGCUCUGCAAUAAGUACGGCUUGAGGCGGUCCAGAAAGUUGCGAACCCAUCGAGUUCAAUCGGUGUGUGAGAACUCGCGGGUGUGCAUUAAGGUGGAUACCCCCAUACGCACCUCGAUUGUUGUCCAGCACAACAGACCCGACAUUGUGGUCCACGAUAAGGUCACCGGGGAGAUUGUUAUCGUGGAGGUGGGCAUCACGUGCCUAGACCAAAUGGUUUUACUCAACCUUACUAAAGAUGAACUUGAAGUAAUCAAAAAUAUUCAAAUAGAUGUUUUUUAUAUGGACGCCGAUUGCAGAUUUAGUGGAUUUAAGAAG